Messenger RNA from Oikopleura dioica, 540 nucleotides. The record is from the annotation of a GenBank genome assembly. NCBI's taxonomy places the organism in Eukaryota, Metazoa, Chordata, Appendicularia, Copelata, Oikopleuridae.
AUGCCCGCUCUCACAAACUUAGAUACCAGUUACAUGCCAGCCACAAAAGUUUUAAGCCAUGAAACUGUCGAUGAAAUCGCCGACGAGAAACACAUCAAGAGAUUGAAUACAAAAACAAACGGCUUUGCAGCGGGAAGCAGCAUUAUCAACUCGGGAUUAUUUGUGCAGAAUGUCGCCCAGUUGAAAAUUAUCCUCGGGAAACAACGAAGAUGCGAAAAUUUCUGCGGUCCAGAAAAGCUCACCGAAGCAGAGUGCGUUGAUAGAAUCAGAAACGCGACGCAAGAGAGCUCGAUUUUUAGAGAUUUUGAUUGCAACUUCACCAACAUGGCAAUGCUCAAGGCUUUUAUCAUCACCUCUAUCAUAAUGCAAGUGAUUUAUGGACUUGUUGUUAUCAUCGAUGUCGCGAUUGGAGAGAAAGCCCUAGGAGCGAGCAUAACUUCUAGUGACCCAAAAGCGACGUCGAGCAAAGACCAUUUUAGUCCUGAACAUGAGCCUUGCAUUUCUUAUUUCAACUGUGAAUUUUUUGAUCGCUGGCUUUGA